Danaus chrysippus (African queen) is the source of this 756-nucleotide messenger RNA. The record is from the annotation of a GenBank genome assembly. Lineage: Eukaryota; Metazoa; Arthropoda; Insecta; Lepidoptera; Nymphalidae.
AUGAGGGCUUUUAUCGCAAUUCUUUUCAUAACUGCAUCGGUUCUGGCGGAACCGAGCAAGGUUGUCCAAAAACGUAGCGGACUUGUUGGUCAUUAUGGCGGAGCUAUCAUAUCUAGUGGCGGAUACGGAGGCUAUGGUGGAUAUGGCUAUGGCGGAUAUGGGGGAUACGGUCUUGGCUCCGGGAUUGGCUCUGGGGCUAUCGUGAGCGGUGUUGGAAUCGGAUCAGGCAUUGGUUUAUCCUCUGGUGCAAUCGUUGGUGCUGAUGUCCACACAACCGUCACAAAACACGUCGGAGUCCCUGUUCCAGCCCCAUAUCCAGUAGCCGUUGACAGACCAGUGCCUUACCCCGUUAAGGUUGGAGUGCCAGUGCCAGUAGACAGGCCCUACGCAGUGCCCGUCCCAAGACCGUACCCAGUGGCUGUUGAGAAGGCCGUGCCAGUGCCAGUAGACCGCCCCGUGCCAGUGCCAGUACCUCACGCAGUCCCCGUGCCAAUCGUCAAACAAGUGGGAUACCCUGUUCCCCAACCAUACCCAGUACCUGUUGCUAGGCCAGUGGCUGUUCCAGUUCCACAACCCGUAGGAGUUCCAGUAGCUGUGGCUGGCAUUCGUUCUGGUAUCGGAGCUAUUGGCAUUGGCGGAGGUUAUGGCGGAAUUGGCGGCGGCAUCUAUGGCGGUAGCGGCUACAGCAGCGGCAUCUAUGGCGGUGGCCUUUAUGGCGGUGGCAUCCACGGCCACGGUCACGGUAAAAUCUGGUAG